Cadophora gregata is the source of this 2108-nucleotide messenger RNA. It is a transcript of the gene ARO2, whose product is annotated as bifunctional chorismate synthase/riboflavin reductase [NAD(P)H] aro2. Gene Ontology annotation, biological process: chorismate biosynthetic process; aromatic amino acid biosynthetic process. Lineage: Eukaryota; Fungi; Ascomycota; Leotiomycetes; Helotiales; Ploettnerulaceae. The record is from RefSeq and is a predicted model, not a curated record. The transcript has a single exon. Gene Ontology annotation, molecular function: FMN binding; chorismate synthase activity. The coding region runs from base 277 to 1464 and encodes 395 amino acids. Gene Ontology annotation, cellular component: cytosol.
CAAUGCCCCUGCAAGUCGUCCGAGCUCGGCAACCCCUCGACGAGUCAUCAGGUUCAAAAAAUAACACCACAUUGGAAUUUCUAGACGGCAUCCUCAACUCACAUCAACAACUCCACAAUCAGCCAAGAUGUCUACCUUUGGUCAAUAUUUUAAGGUCACCACGUACGUAUCAACUCAAUUGACCUGCUUCAAAUACCCAUAGUCUAACAUUCCCACAGCUAUGGCGAAUCGCACUGCCGCUCUGUGGGAUGUAUCGUCGACGGUGUCCCUCCCGGAAUGCAGCUCACAGAGGAGGACAUCCAGCCGCAGAUGACGAGACGGAGACCAGGCCAGAGUGCCCUCACUACCCCGCGUAACGAGAUGGACACUGUCGAGAUUCAGUCCGGCACAGAGUUCGGUGUCACGCUGGGAACUCCAAUCGCAAUGAUCGUGCGCAACAAAGACCAGAGACCCAAGGACUACGGAAACUCCACUAUGGACCUAUAUCCUCGCCCGAGUCACGCAGACUGGACAUACCUUGAGAAAUACGGUGUCAAAGCAAGCAGUGGAGGAGGACGAAGUUCUGCGCGCGAGACAAUUGGACGAGUGGCUGCCAGCGCGAUUGCAGAGAAAUACUUGAAGCUGGCACACGGAAUUGAGAUUGUGGCAUUUGUUACAUCUGUCGGAGGCAAGCAUAUGUUCCCUGCUACAGUAGAACAUCCCACACCCGCUUCGAACCCAGCCUUCCUCUCCCUGAUCGAAACUAUCACUCGCGAGAAAGUCGACGAGUUCGUUCCAGUCCGGUGUCCAGAUGCCACCGCGGCAAAGGUGAUGGGUGAUCACAUUGCAGAGUUCAGAGAUAGAGAAGACAGUAUCGGUGGAACAGUUACAUGUGUGAUCAGGAACGUACCGAGCGGUUUGGGAGAGCCUGUGUUCGACAAGAUGGAGGCCAUGCUCGCUCACGCCAUGUUAAGCAUACCCGCCUCAAAAGGAUUCGAGAUUGGAUCUGGAUUCGGCGGUUGCGAAAUCCCUGGCUCCAAGCACAAUGAUGCGUUCAUACUUGCACCAGUUGUACCACCCAUGGAGACUGGCGCAUCGAAGAACGGCGUCCCCAGACCAAAACUCACGACAAAAACCAACAACUCCGGAGGUAUUCAAGGAGGAAUCACAAAUGGGGCACCAAUAUACUUCAGAGUUGCUUUCAAGCCACCUGCGACAAUUGGCAAAGCUCAAGCAACGGCUACGUACGACGGGGAGGAGGGAGGUGUUUUGGAAGCUAAGGGACGACAUGAUCCAUGUGUCGUACCUCGCGCUGUGCCAAUCGUUGAGGCUAUGGCUGCGUUAGUUAUUGUGGAUGCAUUGAUGUCACAGCAGUCAAGGCAAGUGACACGAAGCCUUCUUCCGCCAUUGAAGCAGGCGAAUCCUACACCGACUAGAGGAGAAGAAUCAGCUUCGAAGGGCGUGAAUGGUUUAAAAUUGGAGUAGAUACAAUGGCUUAUGGAGAUUUAUGCAUGGAAUUUUGCGGCAGAUUUUUGCAUUUCCCGUGGCGUUUAUCUAUGAUUUCCCGACUUAACACCUCCUCCUCUUGACCCCAGUGCCUGUUGCUGUCCAAAAAGAGGCAAAUUUGUGUAAUAAAUAGUUCUUGACCGACACAGAGGCACACUCUCUAUUGUUUCCAACAGAGCAGGUCAAACACCUAGAGUGCUUACCUGACCAAGACACAAAACUCGUCCAUAAUAAGGAAGAAAGUCCAGCUUUUGUAAAUGCAGAAACUACCCACCUGAUCCCGUAUAUGGUCUCUGAGGUGACUGCAUUUCUCUUGAAUUAUUAACUCUAAACCUUCGUUGUCUAUCUCGCACGUCCUCCAAAGCACUUUCAACUAGCAAACAUCUCCAUUUAAACCUUCCAAAAGAAGCACCAUCCACUAACCAGUGUAUAUCCCCUUGUUUUCCCCAAGACAAACUUUCAUAAAUACUUUUUCCAACCAGAAAACCCUAAAUGAAGAUCUUUCAAUUUCGCUCCGAGGACUUUACCAAGCCUCGCGAGAAGACGUACUUGAGGAAAAAACAGCUAGACUUAGUCCUUUGUGGUAUAGUUCGAUACAGUACAAUAGGUGGUUCAAAGGGCAG